UCAGCUUCAAGCACCAUGGGUCCUGUCAGUCUCUUCUUCCUCGUACUUGCAACUGCAGCACCGUUGUUCUCCGCGGCACAAGGCUUUGGCUAUCCGACAGCCAACCUCUCGACGCUGUGGAUCAACAACAACGCCUCCCUCCCGCACGUCCACUACAGAGGAGGUUUAGCUGUGCGCCCCAUCCUCCUCCGUUCACAAAGUAAUAAAUACUAUAGCCAGUCCUUUGCCACGGGAUUCUUCUGUGCCCCACCUUGCGACAAGUUCUACUUUGCCGUGUUCAUUGUCCAAACCAACGCUGACACCCGUAUAGUUGAUGGGAAUCCACCGGUGGUCUGGUCGGCCAACCGGGCUCGUCCUGUCAGGGAGAAUGCCACCGUUGAGCUAACUUCGGAUGGAGAAUUGGUCCUUCGAGAUGCUGAUGGUAGCCUGGUCUGGUCGACCGGUACCUCACGGCGGUCGGUAGCUGGCAUGAUGAUCACCAACAUCGGCAAUCUGGUGCUGUUUGAUUUGAUGAAUGCAACUGUAUGGCAGUCAUUUGAUCAUCCUACCGACGCGUUGGUCCCUGGACAGUCACUUCUGGAGGGCAUGAGGCUCACAGCAAGUACAUCUGCAACAAAUUGGACAGAGAAUCAGUUUUAUGUCACUGUACGCGCGGAUGGUUUGUAUGCUUACAUUGUGUCCGCACCACCACAGAUCUACUAUAUGGCGGAAUCAAACGACAACAAGGAAGGAAAUGAUACAACAAAGGUUACAUUCAUGAAUGGCAGCCUCAGCAUCUUUGUCGACCCAAAAUAUCAAGAUAUGAAUAGCAUCUCAUUGCCAACAGCUAGGGCCACCCAGUUCAUGAGACUAGAGUCUAAUGGCCACCUUUGGAUGUAUGAAUGGAAUACUGGGGAAGAAACAUGGCCUGCUGUGUAUGAUGUAAUGAAGCCAAAAUUUGGUGAUUGUGGUUUCCCAACUGUGUGCGGGGAGUAUGGAAUAUGCACAGGCAGGAAGUGCACCUGUCCCCUUCAGGAUAACAAUAGUUCAGGCUACUUCAAGCCGAUUGGUGGCCCCGAAGAAAGUCUUGGUUGCACACCCCUGAACCCAAUCUCUUGUCAAGAAAUGCAGCAACAUCGGCUCUUAACCCUUAACGAAGUUUCUUACUUUGAUUUGAGCGACCACAUUAUGAAUGAAACCAACCAAGAUGAUUGUAAACAAGCCUGCUUGAAAAACUGCUCCUGCAGGGCCGUCACCUUCAGGUUUUACCAGAAUGAAACCGAAGGUUAUUGCCGGUGGGUGACCAAGGUCUUCUCCUUGCAAUCAAUAAAAUUUGAACCUCUUGAUUACAACAACUCUGUUUUCAUCAAGGUGCAGCUUGGCCCUUCCAACUCAGCUGCUGCAAACAACAGCAACCUCAUUUUAGGCACUACAAUCCCAGCUAUUAUUAUUGUUGUAUUACUUGCUAUUGCUGUCACCCUUUAUUUACAGAGGAGAGCAUAUUAUGACAAGAAAGAUGAAGACUUCAAUUUUGAUCAAUUUGCUAGAAUGCCGGCCAGGUUCUCUUUUCAGAAGCUAAGAGAAUGCACUCAGGGGUUCAAUAAAAAACUUGGAGAAGGUGGAUUUGGAUCUGUUUAUGAAGGGAAAUUAGGUGAAGAGAGAGUUGCAGUGAAACGUUUGGAAAGUGCUAGACAAGGAAAGAAAGAAUUCUUGGCAGAGGUAGAGACAAUUGGAAGCAUCGAACACAUCAAUCUUGUCAGGCUGAUUGGCUUUUGUGCAGAGAAAUCUCAGAGGCUUCUAGUAUAUGAAUAUAUGCCAAGAGGGUCACUUGAUAGGUGGAUCCAUUACCGCCACAACAAUGCCCCACUCGAAUGGUGCACGCGGUGUAGAAUCAUUCUGGAUAUUGCCAAAGGCCUAUGCUAUCUUCACGAGGAGUGCAGGCGAAAGAUAGCUCAUUUGGACAUCAAACCGCAAAAUAUUCUCUUAGAUGAGAAGUUCAACGCCAAAGUGGCUGAUUUCGGGCUAUCUAAGUUAAUAGACAGGGAUCAAAGCAAGGUAAUGACGGUGAUGAGAGGCACGCCUGGGUAUCUGGCACCUGAAUGGUUAACCUCGCAAAUCACUGAGAAAGUUGAUGUCUACAGCUUUGGAGUUGUUGUCAUGGAACUAAUAAGUGGGAGAAAAAAUAUUGAUAAUUCUCUGCCUGAGGCGAGUUCCAACCUCAUCAAUUUGUUACGAGGAAAGGCUCGAGAUAAUCAAUUGAGUGAUCUGAUUGACAAGCAUAGUGAAGACAUGCUCUCACACCAGGAGCAAGUGAUUCAAAUGAUGAAGCUUGCAAUGUGGUGCUUGCUAAAUGAUGGCUGUCAAAGGCCUUCCAUGUCAACGGUGAUCAAGGUACUGGAAGGUGUGACAAGCAUAGAAAGUGCAAUUCUUAACAGAUUUAUCGAUGCAAAUUCAGUCAUGCCUGUUCAAGAUAAUAUAUCCGCAUAUUCAGUUCAGCCUCAAGCAUCAACCUUAUCGGGACCAAGGUGAAAUGGGCGCCUAAUGAGAAGAAGACAUCCAACUUCAUUAUUCACUUGGUUUGUAAUUGUUUUUAAAUCUUAUCCAUUUUGUAGUUUGGAAGUGUAUUUUAAACAGUGUGAAAAGAAUAAUUCCCAGCAAAUAUAUGUGUUUGAUUGUUUGGUUAAGUUGUACCGCAUAGAUUUUCAUCUGCGGAGUACCAGUCACCUCAUCUGGUAGCCAAAAAUAUAUUUGUCAACUGGUAAACUUGGAAAUUACUUGUGAUGUAACUAACACUAUAAAUAUAUGGAACAUUGAAUUCCAGAAUUUUGCAAAUAACUUUAUGAACCUGAUGGGGAUGAGCACCGUAGGGAUCUAAGGAGAAAGAUGGGACUAUAGACCAGGAUGACAAACUUGAGACGAAAGAAAAAUUAUGUGAUUUUUCUAAAGUUUUCCAUAGUCAAUACUAAAGGAUUAAUGAUGCUAAUAGAGUUGGUACAUUAAAUUGUAAAUUUCUAGGUCAAGCCAGUAAAAUAAACAUGUCACUAUGUCAGUCUCAUAUCUCAAAAUAAUAAUACCAAUCUUUUUUAAAAAUUCAGAAGCAACACUACAUAUAUUCUUGCAAACAAAAGUUGACUAUCCUCUUUCGUAUGUGGGCAUGGAGCCAUCACUAUAUGGGAUGCCACAGGGUGAGGGGAGGGGGCGCUGGCCAGGCUUUGGGACAAGUCCACUGGUUUGUUGCGCCCAUGUCAAUGAGAUUAAAAGAUAAAAGACGAAUCCGUUAGAGUCGAAUAAAAACUGUGAUCCUUCUGACAUUAGUAUGUACGAGUCCAGCAGUCAAGUAACUAAACUUCAGUCAGAGAGAGAAGAAAGUAACUAAACUAAUUUCUUUUCUAAUAAGACUGGUUAGUAGGUGAUGGUGCCGACUACAGAGUUGGUACUUAGAUGAAAAAUUCUUUUCUAAUAAAACUGAAACAAUGUCAAGA
Molecule: messenger RNA, 3461 nt
Organism: Triticum urartu
Lineage: Eukaryota; Viridiplantae; Streptophyta; Magnoliopsida; Poales; Poaceae
Product: G-type lectin S-receptor-like serine/threonine-protein kinase SD2-5
Biological process (GO): protein phosphorylation
Molecular function (GO): protein serine/threonine kinase activity; ATP binding
Source: RefSeq, a predicted model, not a curated record